This is a messenger RNA of Schistosoma turkestanicum, 4842 nucleotides long. The record is from the annotation of a GenBank genome assembly. Lineage: Eukaryota; Metazoa; Platyhelminthes; Trematoda; Strigeidida; Schistosomatidae.
AUGAUAAACAGUUAUUUGUGGAUAACAGCUUUACUCAUUAUUCAUGUCCAAUGUCAAAGAGAAUUGAUCAAAUCAAAUAAAUUAAUAAUUGGUUCAUUGAUUGAAACAAAUUAUUGGAGUUUAUAUCGUUAUCCUAAUCAAUCAACUGUUUGUGAUCAAUUUAUAAAUUCCUAUUAUUUAGAUGAUUUAAAGGAGACUACAAGAUCAUCAGUUCUUUCUAGUUCUUCAUCAUCAACGAGCACAUUGGUUGAAUCGUCCAUGCCAUCUUCUUCUUCUUCCACAUCUCCUUCAUCAUCAUCAUCAUCAUCAUCAACAUCAACAUCGUUCUCUGAGGGCGCUAAUCGUUGGGAUCGUAAUAAACCAACCAAUUGGAUGAAUACAAUUGAAUUUGAUCCUAUUGGAUUGAUGCAAUUACCGAAACAAGAUAAAUCACAUCUAUACGAUUAUAAUCAACGUUUAAAAACAGCAUUACGCAAUCGACAACCAACAUUAUUCACAUUCACUAGUCCAUUAUAUCCUGAUAAAUAUCCACCAAAUAUUGACUGUAUUAAAGUUAUUAAAGCCUCACAAGAAGAUCAACAAAUUGUUCUGGAUUUUCGUGGACCUUUUCAAUUUGAACCAUCAGCUGAUUGUAUCAAUGAUUAUUUGGAAGUACGUGAUGGUGAAUAUGGAUUCUCACCGUUAAUUGGUCGAUUUUGUUCAGAUAAUCGUCAAUUACAUUCAAUUAAAUCAACUGGUCAAUGGCUACGAUUACGUUUUCAUUCAGAUUUUAGUAUUGAAAAAGCUGGAUUUCAAGCUGUUUAUUAUUUUCAUAAAAUGACAAAUAAAGAUGAACCAUUACCACAAAAACCAAUCAUUCCAACCACAAUUAUUAUCGAUAAUGAAUUCAUAUUCGAAACAAUAAAUUUAAUGAAACUGUGGGAUGAUUACACAGAGAAAUUAAUCAAAACUAAAUCUCAUCCAAUCGAUCGAUCGAUUGAAUUUAUUAUUGAUUUUCGAACAAAUCAAAGUGAUUUGAUGCUAAUGAUUCAUUUGAAAUUUGUCAAAUUUCAAAUAAUCGAUUCAGAAUGUAAAAAUAAUCUCAUUGAAAUUUAUGAUGAAUUCUUUAUAUCACAUCAUGAUACAAUCUUACCAAUUCCAUCUGUAUUAUUUAAAAAAAGUAAAACUCGUCAAAAAUUUAUCAAUGAACAAUUUACACCAAAAAUAAUACAAGCAUGUAAUCGACCAUAUUUAGAACCAUUUAUACAUAAAUUAGGUCGUGGUAUUGUACGCAUACUGAUAUCACCGGAAUUACACUCAACCGAAUCGGUUGAUGAAGAAUAUACAACACAUAUAAACACAACGAAACCGAUUACAAAAUUACCUGAAAUUAAAAUUAUUGCUACAGUACUUAAAAAAGCUCUUUGUGAAGAUGAUUGGGUGCCUUGUGUACAACCAACAGAUUAUAUUGCUUAUAAAGAAUAUUUCAAUUUAACUGUACGAUCAAGAAAUUCUGACAAACAAAUCAAUAAUAACAAUAAUAACAUUGAUCAGAGUAAUGUUGAUAAACAAAAUGUAAAAUUUGUCAAAUCUCAUACUACAAAAUCACCAAUUAUGACAACUGUAAAACAUACAAAACUAAUUACAAAUCCUAUUGUGUUACAACAUCAUUCAACAUUGCCUAAAAUAAUUUAUUGUUUGUCAUCAAAUUUAAUUUGUAACAAUCGUAUCAAUUGUCCAAAUGGUGAAGAUGAGAAAAUGUGUCCACGUCCACCAGGUGGUUUAGAAGCAUUUGAUAUGCCUGUACAUAAACAUGAUUCAAUAAUAGAUGACUUAUAUAUUCAAACAACUGAACAAAUGUCAACAACCGGAAAAUUAGAUAGUUUAUCAUCAACCACUGAAGAUGAUGAUGAUGAAUUUCGUCAUCAUACACCAAUUAUCGCUGGUCUUUUAGGUUUUUGUGCUAUUUGUGGUCUUAUUUCAGCUGGCAUUACUUUGGUGAAUCGAUCGAAAAAACAGAAACAUCCCAAUUUUGGCAGUGUUUGUAAUAGUAUUCUAUUUGAAUCUGGCACAUCAUUGAUUACAGCAUUAGACUCAUCAAGUUCAUUGCCUAAUUUAAAAUCGUUACAAAUUAAUGAUUGUAAAUGUGAAACAAUGAAUUAUAUGGAUGAUUUAAAUCAAAAAUCUCAAUAUAAAGAAUUACCAUUCAAUGUUCAAAAUGUUACUACUAUAGGGAUAUUUAUGUCAACGACAACAUUAACAACUACAACAACCAAUGUAACUGAUACAUUAAAACAAGAUGAUAAUAAAUCAUUACAGACUUCAUCAUCAAAAUGUACUUAUUUAAAGUGUAUAAAUGUAUGUUCAAGUGACAAUAUAAAAACGCCAACUUUAAGUAAACAAAUAAAAUCAACAGUUGGUGAUAAUGAUGACGACUAUGAUAAUGAUGAUGAUGAUGAUGAUGAUGAUGAUGAUGAUGAUGACGAUGAUGCUGAUGAUGAUGAUGAAGAGGUUGACAAACAAGAACAAACAAAUAAAAUUGAUCAUUCAAUAAAACAUAAUUUAGAAUCAACAACUAAUGGUUUAGCUGAAAUAUUUGAUCGUGCCACAAAACCUUUAGGUUAUAUACAUAAAUUAGAUUCAAGUCCAUCAUGGAAUCAAGUCAUCAAUCAUCAUUCCAAUACAAUACAUCAAUUAAGAGAAACACAAAAAACAAGAUCAAUGCAUAAUUCAUACAAUUUAAAUGAUUAUCCUACGAAUCGUAGUCUUGGACAAUUACCAAAUACACUAGUUAUACCUGUAGAUAAAUUAUCAAAAAUUUGUCAUUCUUCUACAAUGAAACAAUACAAUAUGCCAAAAUCAUAUUUUAAGUCAAAAGUUAGUCGUUCAGAUCCUUUUUCUUUAAAAGAACAGUCAAGAUUUCAAAACACCAAUGAUGGUCGUCUAAAUCAAUAUGAACAUUUACAAUUUGAUAAUCUCAGACGAAGUUUCUCAGUUCGACCGAUUAAAACAGACAAUUCAGCUUUUACACCUUAUGUUUCAUGUGCCUCAUUAAAACAAGUAACAAUACCAGGUGGACUGUUAGAAUUUAAUUUACAUGAUGGAAAUGAUUUCAAAACUCAUUAUCAAUCACGGCAUAGUUUAGAACAACGUACUUCAGAUACGAAUAUAUUUUCUAUAUUGAACACUGAACACCAGCAACAACAACAACAAUCACAACAAUCACAACUAUGGAAACGUGAACAAAAACGUAAACAUUUUAAAGGUAGUGCACCGAAACGAGCAAAACAUGAUAAUUUCACAUCGAUAGAACAAUCACAAGUACAUUACACUCCAAUACAUCAACGAAUUGGUAUACAACAAAAAGAUUUAUCACAUUCUAUACCAAAAACUCAAUCAAUUUCACGUGAAUUAAUCACUUUAACUAAAUUAAGUCAAUCUACAAGUGGUGAAUUGUUAGAUGCAGAAAAUGUAAAUUGUUCUCAUUAUUAUAAAUUAUGUAGAAAAGAAACUAAAAAUAUUCAACCAUCAAUAAGUAACAUAAUGAAAACAAUGACCACAUUGCCAACAAUAACAACAUUGACAUCAACAACAAUAUCAAUGACACCGAUCACAUCAACUACUACUACUACUAUUACUAAUAAUAAUAAUAAUAAUACACUGAGUAGUAAACAAGAAUAUUAUCAUCAGACAAAAUUAUUUCAAUCAUCAUUAUUAGAACCUUCAUCAAAAACAUCACCAUCACCAUCAUCAACAUCAACAUCAUCAUCAGCAGCAUCAUCAGCAUCAGCAAAUUGGUUAAUAACAACACCAGGUCAAAAACAAUGCAGUCGUCAAAAAUCCAAUUCCCAGCCUCAAGGUGAUGAUGUCGAUGAGUCAUCAUCAUCCUCUUGUUGUGAUUCACAAAAUGACAGUGACAGUGAAACACUUAGUAGUAAUGUGAAUGAUUUAUAUCGUCAGCAUUCCAUAGUUAAAUCUAAAACAUCAUCACUAUCAAGAAAAAAAGAACACACUAUGCAAUCGAUGAUGAAAACAGUGAAACGAAUGAAAUAUGAUCAAUUGAAUUCAACUAAUCAACAACAUCAUCAUCAUCAUCAUCAUCAUAAUAGAACUGGCAAGAAGCAUAAUAAUAAUAAUAAUCAGAUCACAGGCACUAUCGAUAUUAUGAAUACUGAUUGUAAACAAUUUUUAACAAAUCUACAAUUAAUUGAUAAUCCUAAUGAAAUGUUUCAAUGUAAUUGUAAAUUAAGUGCUAAUAGUAAAUAUCAUUUUCCAUCUAGUUAUUCUGUAAUUCAUGAAACUUUAUCCGAUGUAAAAAUUGACGAUAACACUGUUGGAAGUAGGAUGAUACGAAAAAAUGCAUCAUGGAAUGAUAUGAGUUAUAAAAAUGGACAUUUAUACAAUCAUGACGAUGAUAAUGACGAGGAUGAUGAUGAUGAUGAAGACGAUGACGAAUUGGAUGAGCAGAUAAAUGAAAAUACUGAACAGUCUUAUGAAGUGGAUAGUUCUAGCGUUGAACGAGUUGAAGAUUCAAACGGAUUCAUCAAUUCACAGAACAACCAGUCCCCUAAUGCGACUAUAUCACCUGACGGUAGUACAUCCGACGAAUCGCAGUGUCAUUUGAAUAUGAACAAUCAUACUACACCUAUGAAACGAUUUCACCAAACAGCUGUGGUUAUAAUUACUUCUAAAGGUCGAACAGUUCAAUCCACGAACAUAGAAUAGCUAUUAUGAAUUUUUAUUCAAAUGAAAUAUGCCGCAAUGCAGCAAUACUAGACGCCUAACAAACUAAUACUUUCCGUUCCAAGAAAUUUGUGUAUUUAAUGAAAAAAAUUAUUGUUUAUCUUUUUGUUGUCCUACCGG